Sphenostylis stenocarpa is the source of this 444-nucleotide messenger RNA. The record is from the annotation of a GenBank genome assembly. Lineage: Eukaryota; Viridiplantae; Streptophyta; Magnoliopsida; Fabales; Fabaceae.
AUGUGUGGAGGUGCUAUCAUUGCUAGCUUUGUGCCUUCAGGCCCCGGAGAAUGUCCGUGUACCCUUCAAAACCACGACUCCUUGCUGCGCUUCGUUCUGCGUACUCAGAUCACACCUCGCUGUUUUAACUUCACCCAACUCAACCCAUGCUCCUACCUCUUCUCCAUCUACAGUGCUCAGGAUCAACAAGGCACUGGGUGGUCUCUGAAUACUAAAAGAUCGCCAGAAAGACCAAACAAGAAGAGAAAGAACCAUUGGAACAACUCAGGGAAAAGGAAGAUGUGUGAUUGCAAUGUAAAUCUUGAAGAUAAUUUAGAAUAUUGUUGGCCCUCACUGACAAAAUGUUUGGACGAGGAAGAUAGCGAUGAGGCCUCGUAUUCAAGUUCAGAUUCUGAAUCGUACUCAGGCCCCUCUGGUCUGAGUUUUAGUGUUUCUAAAGAGUGA